UGCAUUGCAUUGCAUGCAUUUGCAUUUAUUAGGUUUCAUAAAGUAAACAAAUAAGAUUGCUUUUUCAAAAAAAUAAUAAGUGGUUUGAAUAGUUGUACUGUAAUAUUAAGACUAAUAGAAUAUGUCAACAUUUAUAUUACGUGCUUUCCGUGUGACAUACAGAAAACAGAACUUCAAAGCAGUCUUUUAUUCAUCACAGCCAGAAUGUGCUAAUGAAAGAAAUUUAGGAAAAGUUGUAAAUGUAGCUAUUAUUGGGGCACCAAAUUCGGGAAAGAGCACCCUCAUAAAUAAAGUUACGGAAAGGAAGAUAUGUGCAGCUUCCAACAAAGUGCAUACGACGACUAAGUUAGUACGAGCGAUGUGCUACGAGAAUGACACACAGAUUAUAUUUUUAGACACCCCUGGAGUUGUUACUGAAAAAGAAAAGAAGAAAUAUAAUUUGCCGGACUCUAUGAUGGGAGCAUGUCACAAAAGUUUGAGGUGUGCUGAUGUUGUUGGUGUGGUUCAUGAUGUUUCUAAUAGAUAUACAAAAGAUGUUUUACACUCUGAUGUCAUCAAUAUGCUGAAUGUUAUAGCGGAUACACCAAGCUUUUUAAUCAUUAACAAAAUUGAUAAAUUGAAAUCUAAAAAUCAACUACUGGCAAUAAUAAAAAGUCUCACCAAUGGUAUGAUUGCUGGCAAUCCUAUCCCUGGAUCAGAAAAAAGGAAAAGGAACAGUGAAAAAAAAAUAGAAAAAGGAUACAGUAAAUUCUCAGAUGUCUUCCUUAUAUCAGCUCUAAAUGGUGAUGGAAUACAGGAUAUAAAGAACUAUCUCGUCAGCAAUGCAAAGACAGCUGGUCAUCAGUUUGCAGUUUCAGAAUGGACAGACCAGACACCAGAGACUCUGAUAACAGAAGCAGUUAGGGCUAAGUUCUUAGACUUUUUGGCACAAGAGAUCCCAUACAAACUGAAUGUUCAACUUGAAUAUUAUGAAGAGAUUGAAGAACAAGAUAAAAUACUCUGUGCAUUAGUAGUGGAGUGCCCCAAUGAGAGAUUGUUAAGGUUAAUAGCUGGAGCUGGUGGUGGUAGACUACAACAAAUCAAAUCACAUGUUAGAAGUGACUUAGUAGAUUUAUUUAAAAAAACUGUUGUCAUAGACCUACAAUUAAAAGUAAAAAAUAGAAGUGAAUCUGUAGCAUAAGUAUAGUUUUUAAAUGAUGAUUAUUGAUUGAUUGAUACUUGCAUAGUUAUUUUUAUGGUGCGUUCGUCUGUGACGAAUGUUUUCAAGGGACGCGAGUGAAUAUUAUUACAAAUGCGCGUGCGUGAGAUUCUCGCGAGCGGCACAUUCGUCAGAUGUGGUCUCACCUUUAGGUAGCAUUUUUAUUACCUACUAAGUGUUAAUGAAAUAUACAUUUGUUUAAUAAAAUCACCUUUUUAUUUUA
Spodoptera litura is the source of this 1421-nucleotide messenger RNA. Its product is annotated as GTPase Era, mitochondrial. Lineage: Eukaryota; Metazoa; Arthropoda; Insecta; Lepidoptera; Noctuidae. Gene Ontology annotation, molecular function: GTP binding; ribosomal small subunit binding; rRNA binding. The record is from RefSeq and is a predicted model, not a curated record. Gene Ontology annotation, biological process: ribosomal small subunit assembly. Gene Ontology annotation, cellular component: mitochondrial matrix.